Messenger RNA from Fusarium keratoplasticum, 993 nucleotides. Its product is annotated as Pre-mRNA-splicing factor CWC24. Lineage: Eukaryota; Fungi; Ascomycota; Sordariomycetes; Hypocreales; Nectriaceae. The record is from RefSeq and is a predicted model, not a curated record. Gene Ontology annotation, molecular function: metal ion binding. Gene Ontology annotation, cellular component: U2-type spliceosomal complex. The transcript has a single exon. Bases 1 to 993 code for a protein of 330 amino acids. Gene Ontology annotation, biological process: snoRNA splicing.
AUGGCCGAUUCAAACACAGAAACCGCGGCGCCUGUCGCCGUGUUCAAGAAGCGAGGCGCAAAGGGCAAGGCGAACCUGCGAAAACGGCCGGCGACGCCACCUCCUGCAGACAGCGACGACAGCGACUAUUCAUCCUCGGAAGACGAGUCGGGCCAGCGCGUCAAGCGGCGCAAGAAGACUGUCACCGUCACAGCUUCCUCCAAGGACACUGCGACUAGGGAAAAGGAGUUGACGGCGACGGUAUAUGCUGCAGAUCGGAGUGUGCCAAUCACGAGUACCAACGACGCCACAAAACACAGCAACUGGUACGACGAAGACUCCAAGGAUGCGCUUUCAGCCAAGAACCUCCUGGGCUCAACAAGAUCAACCACGAAAGACUCUCAACCCGAUGGAACAUACAAGGGACUUUCGAAUCAAACAUCAUUCAUUCAAAAGAACCCCGAUGCCCCCACCAGAACCAAAGGUCCGAUGAAGGCGCCAACCAACAUCCGAACGGUCACGGUCAUGGACUUCAAACCAGACAUCUGCAAAGACUACAAACAGACGGGUUUCUGUGGGUAUGGCGAUGCGUGCAUCUACCUUCAUGAUCGAACGGACGUCAAGCAAGGAUGGCAGCUGGAUCGAGAGUGGGAGACCGUCACGAAGGGGAAGAAAAACUUGGGUGGCACCGUGGUUGCGAGCGCCAACCGCGACAAGAAGGAGGAAGUCGACGAAGACGAGGCAGAAGUCGCCAUGCUCGAAAAGAUUCCAUUUGCGUGUAUAAUAUGCAAGGAAUCAUACAGGGAGCCCAUUGUGACGAGGUGUGGCCAUUAUUUCUGUGAGCCAUGUGCUCUCAAGAGAUACAGGAAAGACCCGACAUGCGCCGCGUGUGGGGCAGGGACAAAUGGAGUUUUCAACUCGGCAAAGAAGUUGAAAAAGCUGCUGGAGAAGAAGAGGGAGCGCGAAGAGAAGAAGAAGCGAGAGGCAGAGGAGGCCGGGGAGGAGGAGGCAUGA